Messenger RNA from Drosophila mauritiana, 941 nucleotides. RefSeq lists its product as uncharacterized. Lineage: Eukaryota; Metazoa; Arthropoda; Insecta; Diptera; Drosophilidae. Bases 96 to 422 code for a protein of 108 amino acids. The transcript has a single exon. The record is from RefSeq and is a predicted model, not a curated record.
UUCAAUCAUUUGAACACACAUACACAGCUCCGGGACUCUCCGGGUAAUUUACACGUGCACUUGCAACGCUUUCAAAUUUGCGACCAGGCUUUGCCAUGGACGAGUUACUAAAUCUGGGUCUCAGCGGCAUACAGUUUCAACUGGAGGAAUCUGCGGAGGAUAGCGACGAGGAUAUUGAAGGUGGAGCACCGGGCGGUCCUGAUACCAGAUUGCUGUACUACUUCAGAAGAUUGUACCACGUUCUCAGUGGGAAUAUCUUCAUGACCACCUACGUGGAGCGCGGAGAGAGAGAAUACUUUGCGGGAUUCAGCAACUUGGAAUUGGUGGGUCCGUUCCAGGGUGAUCGACAGAGCCAGCGGUACCGCUGGAUCCACCUGUCGCUCAUCUUCCGCGCCUUCAGAUCCAAGACAGAGUCCUGGUGAAGAUACCCCACCGUGUCACAGCCAAAUUGAAAUUCCAUUUGGCUUUUGUUCGGAGUUGUUGGCCCAUCUAGUUUCAUUUUGCGCCCUGGCUUUCGCUCCUGAACCCCCCAAAGUCCACAUCACUGGCCUUUUCGGUUCCCCUGUGUAAGUGGGCGUGUGUGUGUGUGACAUUUUGGCAGCAGUUCAACGGAAAAACGUUUGGCAGCACGGCCAGAAAAUGAUAAGCCUGGCCAGCGGGAAAGAAAAGCGGGUGGAAGCAACCGAGGAAUCGGUUCACUGAGUAAAAUAAAAAUUGGAAAAAGUGUAAUUGAAAUGCAAUGCACGAGAGGAGCGAAGGGUUGCCAUGGUGGAUUUCAAGGAAGCAAUUCGGAAGAGACUUUCUUCAAUGCCACCAUAAGGUUUCCUGCCAUCAAGGCUACGGGUUAAGGUGCCACGAAAUAAACUUAACCAUUCAGUUUUGUUCCUUAAAUUUCAUUUAUACAGCUAAGAAUAAAAUAAAAAGAAUGUACGCUCUUUAAA